AUGUCGACGUUUACAUUAAGCACAACGGAAAAGAACAAACCUUUAUUACUUUCUAAAGGGUUUUACUAUACUAUCGAUAAAACAAAUAAUGAUAAAAUUUAUUGGAAAUGUGAAUAUGCUCGAAAGCUUAAAUGCAAAGGUCGAAUUCACACAAAUGAUAUUAAGACGACAAUAUUACAUGAAAAUGACAAUCAUAAUCAUCCUGAAAAUGCUAUUUCAAAUGAAAUUCGAAUAUUUGAAGAAAAGGUUCGUGAUCGUGCUGUGAAUUGCAACGAGAAUGCACAGACUGUUCUUGAUAAUUGUUUAACGGAUUUAUCUGAUCUUGCUGUAGCUCGCAUUCCCAAUUUUAAACAUAUAAAACGAAAUAUUCAACAUCGACGUGUUAUGAAUGAUUUUCCAAAAAAUCCUAAUGAUAGGACAUUUAAUCAAAUUCCUGAUAUAUUAACAGUUACCAAACGAAGAAAUGAAUUUUUGCAAUUUGAUUCUGGUUCAGGAGAUGAUCGUAUUAUCAUAUUUUCAACACUUGAACAGUUACAACUUCUUGAAAAUUGUGAACAAUUAUUAGUUGAUGGAACAUUUAAAGUAGCACCAUCAAUCUUUAACCAGUUGUAUGCUAUGCAUAUUGUUUAUCGAAAUGUUGUUAUACCGGUUGUUUUUGCUUUAUUACCAAAUAAGAAUCAAUCAACAUAUUAUCGUCUUCUUGAUAAACUAAAAGAACUUUGUCCAUUAGGGCAUCCAAAAUCCAUAAUGAUGGAUUUUGAGAAAGCUGCGAUGAAUGAAUUUGGGAAUAAGUUUACUAAAACUACUGAUCCAGCAACAAUGUCUGGUUGCUUCUUUCAUUUACAAAAUAGUGUGCAACGUAAACUUCAAGAAUUAGGCUUUAAGACAAAUUAUGAACAAGAUCCUGCAUUUGCUCAUGAUGUCAAUAAAAUAUCAGCUCUUGCAUUUCUCAAAGCAAAUGAUGUUAGCCAAGGUUUUGAUGAUUUGUUCGAUUCAUUACCACAAGUAUUACAACCAUUACUUAAUUAUUUCGAAGAUACGUAUAUGGGAAGACGUCGAGGACAAGGUCGAUCGAAGCCAAUGUUUGAAAUUGAAUUUUGGAAUAUGCAUCAAAGAACAACGGAUCUUUUAAUGCGUACAAAUAAUAGCUUAGAGGCCUGGCAUCGCCGUUUAAGUUCAAUUGUUCAGUGUCAACAUCCUAGUCUUUGGAAAUUUAUUGAAAGUUUGAAGAAUGAAGAACAUUACAUUCACUGCCAAUUAAUUAAACUUAAUGCUGGUGAAAACGUUGAACUAAAAAAAAAAUAUUUAAACUAUGGUGUACGUUUACAUCAUCGAAUUAUGCACCCGCAUCCAACUUUUUUACAACAAUUGGAAGCGCUUGCUCAUAAUUUAUGA
Rotaria sp. Silwood2 is the source of this 1395-nucleotide messenger RNA. The record is from the annotation of a GenBank genome assembly. NCBI's taxonomy places the organism in Eukaryota, Metazoa, Rotifera, Eurotatoria, Philodinida, Philodinidae.